GAGAACUAAAUGAGCAACCAUUAUUGCCAUUAAUUAGAAACUAAUACGCUCUCCAAAAUUUUCUUCCAUUCACAAAUUUUACCUCUUCUAAAAUUCAUUUGACUUGUAUGACGAAAAUGACCUCUGUGGAUUCUAGUACGCUAAAGAGAUGGAAGGGCCCUUGGGGGAAAAGAAAGAGGAUGGAAACAGUGGCUAUUGGACUUGUUUUGGUUUUUGGUUUCUCUGUUAUCAGGGCCACGAGGAGGCAGGGGAAGAAACAUAGUCUUGGUCACUCAGGCAGUUGUCAUUUUGCAGCAGUUUUCAAUUUCGGGGACUCGAAUUCCGACACCGGAGGCAUGUCGGCCGCGAUGGCCGGCCUCCCGCCUCCGUACGGGCAGACCUUCUUCGGUAAACCUUCCGGCCGGUUUUCCGAUGGGCGGUUGAUUAUCGAUUUUCUAGCUGAGAGGUUGGGACUGCCAUACUUGAGUGCAUACCUGGAUUCAGUUGGAUCAAAUUUCAGCCAUGGAGCAAAUUUUGCUGCAAGUGGGUCAACCAUAAAGCUAAUUCCUGGCCUGAACCCCGUGCAUCUCCAUAUACAGCUUUCUCAGUUCGAACAGUUCAAGUCUCGCUCCAUCGAUUUGUACAACCAAGCUCAGAGUUCAUGUGCCAAGAUGAGGCUCCCAGCACCUGAUGAUUUCUCAAACGCCCUUUAUACAAUGGAUACUGGACAGAAUGAUCUUUUCCAUGGAUUAGCAUCGGAGACAGAGGAGCAAGUGCAGUCUUCAAUUCCUGGCAUAAUUGAUGUGUUUGCCUUGGCCUUAGAGAGACUAUACCAACAAGGAGCAAGGGCAUUUUGGAUACACAAUACCGGCCCCAUAGGCUGCUUGGCCUACUUUAAGGCGAACUGUCCACCAAAACCAGGCAAUGCUGACAAAGUUGGCUGUGUCAAGUCUUACAAUAAGGUGGCUCAAGAGUUCAACAAACAGCUCAAGGACAAGGUGUCCCAGAUCAGGAUUAGAUUUCAAGAUGCAUCGUUGAUCUAUGUUGAUAUCUACUCAGCCAAGUAUUCUCUGAUCAGCGAAGCAAAUGCGCACGGUUUUGUUAAUCCUCUCGGGUACUGCUGCGGCUGUCAUGAGGGUUACCGUUUGGAAUGUGGGGAAAAGGCCUUAGUGAAUGGGACAGAGGUUUUUGGAGCUCCUUGCAACAACCCAUCUGAAUACAUAAGCUGGGAUAAAAUCCAUUACACUGAAGCUGCAAACCACUGGGUGGCCGAUCGGAUCCUUGACGGUUCGCUCUCGGAUCCUCCUCAGAUUCCGGUCACCCAAGCAUGUCACAAGUCUCUUCACUCGCAAUGAUGAAAAUUGUAACUAUAUGAGC
Rhododendron vialii is the source of this 1356-nucleotide messenger RNA. Its product is annotated as GDSL esterase/lipase At3g27950-like. The transcript is spliced from 5 exons. Bases 108 to 1334 code for a protein of 408 amino acids. Gene Ontology annotation, molecular function: hydrolase activity, acting on ester bonds. Lineage: Eukaryota; Viridiplantae; Streptophyta; Magnoliopsida; Ericales; Ericaceae. The record is from RefSeq and is a predicted model, not a curated record.